Arctia plantaginis is the source of this 1560-nucleotide messenger RNA. The record is from the annotation of a GenBank genome assembly. Lineage: Eukaryota; Metazoa; Arthropoda; Insecta; Lepidoptera; Erebidae.
AUGCAGAGUCAACUGGCGAGUCUGCUGAAAACGGCCGAGGAGUUACGCAUCAAGGGUCUCACUGACAUACGGUGGAACAACAAGGAUGAGCCUCCUGACUGUGAAGCUGGUAUAGUAGCAACAGCCACCCCUUCAGACCCAAAGCCGCUGGAGAAACAGCAGAUAGAAGCGAAGCAACCGAAGCACCCGUCGCCGAAGCAUUCGCCGGAGCUGCCCGAACAGAAGCCGAAAGACGACGAACAUAAGAUUAGCGAAAGAUUUAAUGUUAACGGCGGUCCACCACCUUUAAUUAAAUUACCUAUAAAAGAGAAACACAGUCCUGUGAAACGAGAACAUUCUGAUACUGAUAGUCCGAGUCCGAAGCGACAGAGGCAGACGAGUCGUUCAGAGCUCACCGACGAUGACCUCACUGUACCCAAACUAGAAAGAGAACAGGACUGGCAGCAUGGCAACCUGGACAUAACAGCAGAGCGGGUAGUAGGAUGGGGCAUGUCUGGGGCGUCGACGUCGCGCGAUGCGUCGGACGACGAGUGGGGGGAUGCGCCCACUGACAUCGGCUCCUUCCUGCACACCAAGCUGAGGGUGGACGGAGACAACAGCGCUGACGAGGAGUCGAACGAGAGCGUCCCCCUGGCACCUCCUUCGUCUUCAUCGUCGUCGCUGUCGACAGCUGCCGCUGGAACUGCCUCCGAGCUAAGGGUCGAGCUCGCCAAGGCACAGCUGACACUCGCGCAGAGGCCAGUUACAAUAGGCCCGAAGUCGGGUCCCACGGAUCCCCGGUUCACGGACGUUGUGAAACUGACAGAUUACCUACAGCACGGGAGAAGACCGCAGUUCUGGGAGGAGAAUUACGUCAAAAGGGUAAUGGAAGCCGUCCGACUAAAGGAGUUAGAAAUGAAGCAAGCCGCUGAGAUUCUGGGAGUGAGUUAUGGCACGCUCUAUGGUCGAUAUCGGGACGUGUAUGGCUGUAUCAAUAGGCCGUAUAGCUCGUGUGGUGUCAGGGCGGUGCGCGAGUUCUGGCAGGCGAAGGGCCCGUCCGAGGUGCUGGAGCGGCUCCAGCGCGGCGAGGUGUCGCUGCACGCCGCCGCGCAGGCGCUCGGCGUCUCCAUCGCCAACCUCGCCGCGCACGUCGCAGACUUCGGCGUGCCCGACAAAGACUUUGACCAGCCGAUCCCAAUAGAGAUGGACCCAUCGCUGAAGAUCCGCUCCAGCAGUACGGUGGCCAAACCCCCGCGGAAGCCGCCGCCGCCUGCUGCCACCGCUCCGCUUGACAAGGCGAUGAAGAAGAUACUAAUAGGGAGUGUGACUGAUGAGGAGCCGAUACCCGCGACGUUGAUCACGACGUACGACCCCAAACAACCCCCCGUCAGCACCCCAGCCGCGGCGAGUGGUAAAUGGCCAUCGAUUCGCGUGGCGUCUUUAGACACACUCCGCGGGAACGAACCCCCUACCACCGCAGUGCCCACCCCGGCCUCGCCCUCAGCUCUGAUGAGGACCAGGCCGGACCUGACCAUCGUGGCCGCGAAGAAGUCAACCGCUGAAGAUGAGGAGCAAUCGUGA